This is a messenger RNA of Miniopterus natalensis, 3755 nucleotides long. RefSeq names its product zinc finger protein 750 (gene ZNF750). Lineage: Eukaryota; Metazoa; Chordata; Mammalia; Chiroptera; Miniopteridae. The record is from RefSeq and is a predicted model, not a curated record. Gene Ontology annotation, biological process: positive regulation of transcription by RNA polymerase II; epidermis development. Gene Ontology annotation, cellular component: nucleus. Gene Ontology annotation, molecular function: RNA polymerase II cis-regulatory region sequence-specific DNA binding; DNA-binding transcription activator activity, RNA polymerase II-specific; promoter-specific chromatin binding.
UCUGCCAUUUGGAGGUAAGGCCAAGAAAGGCAGGCACCCACCCACUGGCCACACUCUCAGCCGCCCACAGGCAUCUGUGUUUGCUGGUCAGGCGGGGACAGGGAGCUACCUGAACCUCUCCACACCGCUCACCAGGUGGGCAAUGGAAAUGGGCAAUGACCAGAACCAGACAUUCGGUCACUCACAGGCUCACCUUGACAGCACCUCAAACCAUGCAAGUUUGUGGAGCCCACUUCCGUCUGUACUUGAGACAGUGUAGUUACCAUUUCAUCUGAUGUUAGGAGCAUUCUGGUGAGAUCACAUUUCUAAAUGUACUUUUAAUACCUACACACAGACUACGUGAUUCAAGGGCAGCCCAGUCGAGGAGCGUUUCCUGAGUGUUACAAUUACACGUUCCCUGUUCUAAGUGAACACACACGCACAGGGUCAGGCAUCCGGCAUCACAUUCAGCGCAGUAAGACCACGCUGUGAUAGGACUUAGGGCCAGAAACUCUGUGGUCGUGGAUAGGGCAGGAUCCCAACGGUCACUCAGCCACUCAGUCCACAACCUUCCUGGCAUCUGAGGCCUAAGGUCACAGGAAAAGGGUUCCCAAAACUCAAAGAAUGACAGGUAUUUUCAGAAUUGACACCAAACACUUCACACACCACACUCUUGGCCCCAAGGAAAUUCAGGUCAGACUUGAGAAGACAGAAAAUGUGGUUCCAAGUAGGGGCUGCUCACCCUGACCCACACCCACAGGGGGCUGGUUACAUCUCGUGUCUCCAGGUGCCUUUGCUUCAAACCCCCACUGAUCAAUGUGAGAACAGGUCUUCUCUGUUGGCCCAUAAGUCAGUGUCCUGUCACUAAGGCUCUGCUCCUCCUUUGCAGCUCCCAGUCCCCAAAGGAGCGAGACUUUCUCCUUGGCAGACCUGCACACGUGGAGCUAGCUUCAAAUACAAGCAGUGGAAAGGAAAACGAGCAGCGGUGACACUUCUGUAAAACCACCACGUGUGAACUAAAUAGGAUCCAGCUGGAGCGGAUCACGGGGGGACCAGAGCCUGAGCUGUGAAGAGGAAGAUGAGUCUUCUCAAAGAACGGAAACCAAAAAAGCCGCAUUAUAUUCCCAGGCCCCCAGGAAAACCCUUCAAGUACAAGUGUUUCCAAUGUCCCUUUACCUGCAAUGAAAAGUCACAUCUUUUUAACCAUAUGAAGUAUGGUCUCUGUAAAAACUCCAUCACUUUAGUAUCAGAGCAAGAUCGCAUCCCCAAGUGCCCCAAAUCUAACUCUCUAGACCCUAAGCAAACUCAUCAGCUGGACCCCACAGCCAAGCCCACCUCCUCCAAAUCUGUCACAAACAGGCUCCCCCACUUGGAUGCCAAGCUCCCACUUGGCCUUGCCAAAGAUGAUGCCAAGGAGAAUCUGGAACUACAGAUGCGUGGACCCCACAAGGGCCCCGGACAGAAGCCUGCUCUCCUCAAAGAAGCAGAGCACCAGGGUCCAGCCCAAGAGGCCACCACAGGCACCCCACCUACUCUGGAAGGCAUCGUGAGGCCCUCUGCCUUCGUUCCCAUUGGAGAGCACAGACUCAAAGGGCCAGAACACGCGGAGGCUCCCGAGGCACUGGUACUGCCAAGCCCCACUGCUAAGGCCACCACUUUCCACACCAAGUCUGCAUUCCAUGCCCCAGCCUACCCGUGGAAAGCUGGCUCACCUUUCCUCCCACCCGAGUUUCCACAUAAAAUCCCAUCCACAAAGGGGUUUGGUGCCCUUUCCCCUUACAUGCACCCCACAAUUCCAGAGUACUCACCCCACUUUUACACGGAGCACGGACUGGCCACCAUCUACUCACCCUACCGACUGGCUGGGAACUCGCCCGAGUGUGACACCCCUCUGCUGUCAGUCUACGGAACCCAAGACCAAAGACAUUUCCUGUCUCACCCAGGGCCGAUGCCCAAGCACUUGCACCCAUCCCCCUCGACAUAUGACCAUUACAGGCUUUUCCAGCAGUACCACUCCAACCUGCCCAUUCCUUACGGAUUUUACAGACCAGAGUCUGCGUUUUCCUCCUAUGGUCUCAGACUCCCACCGGUUGCCAGUAUUUCACAAGAUCAAAGCUCUCACCUACUAGAAGAAGCUGCCCUGGUCUACCCAGCCUCAAGUCCAUCCAAGUUAAACCCUUCCAACUCCCACAAAAAACACACACAAUUUGAGAAAGAGAGUCUGACUCCCGAGGCUGAAGACACUUCCAAAGACAGGCAGAGGGACACGGAAGGGACCAAGAUGAGCCCACGUGCAGGCAGCGCAGCCACUGGCUCCCCGGGAAGGCCGAGUCCCACCAACUUCACACAGACAAGCCAGCCAUGUGCUGGGCUAGGCGACCUCUCAGAUAAGCCCAACACGAAUGCCCUGGGAAGGCUCCAGCAACCAGAACGGAGCCUCACAGCCUUCAAGCCCGUCAAGAAAAGCACCGAGCACCCACAUUCCCAGGCUCCGGAAAACAGAGAUGACUCUCCAAAAAGCCUCGAUGCCAUGGAUGUCGACGCUCCGCCACAGACAGGAAGCACCUCUCGCAGCAUGGAGGCCAUGCCGCCCAGCCCAGAUGAUGGCUCCAGGAUAGCCCCACUGAACCUCUCCAAGAAACCGGAGACCAAACCAGCAGCCACUCAUGACCUCAUGUACAGAGACUUCACAGAGCUGCAGGACGUGCCUCUGAAUCUCUCGGUGAAGGACCCCUGCAAUGCCCGGACCCCAAGGCCCUCCCUCCACAGCCCACUACCAGAGGCAGAACCCGCCGCUGCUGCUCAGAAGGCCGAGCUAGAAAGUUCUGGGAAUGGGCCAGGACCUACCGAGAUGAACCAAAAUGGCCUUGGCUCUGAUGCGGUUCCAGUGACCUCCCCUACUGGGAAGGCCCAGGAUGCACGGGCAAUGGACAGCAGUGACGAGCAGAAGCAGACGGCAGCUGUGGCCCUCUGCCAACUGGCGGCCUACAGCCCAGGCACCGUCCGGGUGGGCGACGGGGAGCCGGCAGCCCAGGAGUCCACUUGCCAACAAGACAGGCCUGCUGUCAGCACCACGGCGAGCCAGGAGUCUCAGAGUGACCUCAGACCCAAAGGGCAGAAGAGGACAAGCCCACGGGAUGCGGGGAAGUCCCAGCAGGGAGCUAAGAAGACAAAGCUGAGCGAAACAGCCAGAGUGUUCACUCUCCGGAAAAGAACUCGUGUGUCUUAGUGCUGGCUCGAGCGGUUAUGAAGGGCUAGGGCCACACCACCUUUGAAGGCAGGUCACCGAACAGCAAAUCUGCAACGGUGCCUUCAUUUUUUUAUCUGGUCGAUUUUUACAAAGCAGUUUUUCCUUCUCAAAAAAAAUAAUAAAAGCUGCAAUUUGGUUCACUUUUUGUAAAUAUUAAGCAUGAAUGUUACAAGGUGCUUCCACUUGGGAUUGUAAAAAUAUUUGAAUGACUCAUACUCUAAGACUGAUGAGUGAGACCCAGGCUUUUGUUUUUGUAAAAUGUCAAAUGAAAUAGGUAGGACUAAAAGGUAACUUUUAGGUAUAAGCCAUGUCAUAGAAAGUCAUUUAGAAAUACUUUUCUUAUAAGUAUCUUAGCACUAGAACAAAUUGUCUUAAUUGCAUUAUUAAACCUGUGUGUUUUGAAGUAAAAAACAAUUUCUGGAAAUGCCAGAAAAGCAUUCUCAGUACUAACAUUAAAAACAUUGUGAUUUGUUAUGACUAAAUAAUACACAAACAUCAGGAGGCUAUUUAUACAAAUAAUUUAUUU